UAAAAUGUUUCUAAUUGUAUAAUGUUCUUCUAGUUUUCAUGCAUACGCUGGCAUGCCUUUUCCUGCUUAAACCAAUCAUGCUGACAGUGCUGUCGGAAGAUACUGUGAAUGUAACAAAAUCAUCCAUCACAACAGCAUCAAAACUACCUUUUCGUGUAGAAUACGGCAAGAGAUUCGAUCAAUAUCUGUAUCCGAUAACCAUACACUGUUACGGUGCCAUAUUCGCUCAUUCAUUCGUUAUAAUUGCGACCGAUGCCUUGUACAGUAGUUUGAUCCAACACGCAUGCGGAAUGUUUUCAAUUGUUGGGUAAGAAUGAUCCAAUUAUACAGACUGAUGUUCAUAGUAAUGUCUUCUCUUUUUAACGGAAUCGGUGGCUUCAAAUGACUCUCGAAAUACGGUUGAUCAAAAGCGUCGUCUUUUUAGCGGCUUUGCAGAUAUGUGCUAGAAAAUGUGGGCAAGAAUGGCGACGUCAAUUUUGAUUUAAACUUAAAGAAAAUAAAGGACGACAAUUACAUGAAAGUUUUAGACUGCUUACGUAGACACCUACAUGUAAUAGAAUUCGCGGAACUAAUCGAGUCUCUAUACACGAAGAUAUUUUUGGUUAAUGUUAAUAUAAACAUGAUCGGUGGUAGUCUAGCUGGUAUACAAAUAUUGAUGAGUUUAGAAGGAAGUGCGAAGGAUAUUGCAGGGCCUGUCACUAUCUACAUUGCACAACUCCUUCAUCUGUUUUUGCAUUUUUGGCAAGCUCAAUUUCUGUUGGAUUACAGCGCUCUUCCUUACGAAUCUGUUUGCAGAGCAAAUUGGUAUUACACUUCGAAGCGAUGUCGGAAACUAUUUCUCUUGAUCAUGAAUAGAACGACAUUACCUUGUACAAUGACCGCUGGCAAACUCAUGACUCUGUCCAUCGAAAACUUCGGCGUGGUAAAUAAGACUGUAAUAAUCUUUAAUUUUUUUUACCGCUACAAUCACUGUUUACUGAGAUAAACAUUUUACUUUUUUAAAGGUUGUGAAAACUUCAUUGUCUUAUCUCGCAGUGUUCCGUUCUUUUCGACAAUAAUGGUAUAGUGCUACCGUUCGUUUCGUAUAUAUAUACUCUUAGUAAUAUUAUUUAAUAAAAUAAAAAAAUUUACUUAAGUUAAAAUAGAUUUCUUUCCUAAAAUAAGAUUCCAAUUUAAUGCUUUUUCUGUCCAAAAGUAUACAAGGUUUGUUAUGUGUUUGUUAAUGAUUCAGUUGAUUAAUAACCUGAUGUUGGAAAUAAUAAUUUUAAAAGUAGCGCAUAAUUGAGCUUGUAACGAGUAAGCACUUGCGAAAGCGUUUAUGUAGAGUUCCCUUCCAUGCGAGACAUGGCCAAGUUUAGACGUGAAUAGAAUAAAACAAUAUGUCCUUUUGAACUCAAGACUGUAAAAAUAAAAAAUUUUUAAGAACGAUUAAAAGCACAUAAAAGUACAAAUUUCAAUAUUUAAAAUGCUAUUUUAAUUCUCUGUCUACGAUGAUUUAUUGCCUCGUUACAGCGAUUUGAAAAUUGUCUUUUGAGCGUCUGAAAAAUGUUCCCUAUUUUUUGUGAAUUAAUGUAAUUGAAUUUUACGAAUUUUUAAAUCGAUGCUUUACCUGAAUAUCACACUAUUCAUACUUCAAUACUUGAACACAUUCCGAUAUCAGUAAUGAAAUCUAUUAUUUAUUCUAUUUUUCCAUUUUCUCUCUUAUUUUGUUCUUCAAUUCUUCAUAUAAAGCAUUUUGUUUUUCAAGAAUAGCUGUCUGAUGUGUUCGCUAGAAAUUGCACUCGAAAAAUGAUUCGAUCGAAAAAUGAUAAUAUACUGACAUAUACACAAAGAAGUCAAUUUUCAAAACGGGACAAUAAGAACUAUCUUUGAAAAUUCAGAAAGGGUCGUAACAUAAAGAAGUAAUUGCGCACUUAUAGCCUAGCGCCAAUUGCUGUUGCGUCUCUGCUGCGUCAAAAAGAAUUUAUAAGCAAGCUCCUGCAAUUUGCUGAACGGCGAACGUUCACAAAGGAAUCGCCUAUAGUUCGCUAUCUUAAUAUCUUGGAAAAUGACGGAUAAGAAACACAUUUGGCACAGUCGAUACUACAUGAUACUUCGAUUAUACCUGAGCAUAUCGGGUAUAUGGCCAUAUUAUAAUCUUCGCAAUAAAUGCGUACGCUUUGUGCCGAUGUUUACGCUCUGUAGUAGUAUUCUAAUACCACAGGUACAUAAAUAUCAGGAUUUGUUUUUGCAGGAAAAAUAACUUGAUACAGACGAUUUAGCGCUGUGAAACAUAUGAUUAUAAAAUUACGCAGUUUUAUUUCUUUAAAUGACAAGAACGUUUAUGUAGUAAUACCGUUACUUGCAAAAUUAAUAAAAUAUUUUUAAGCAUUUACACAGUUUUUUAAU
This is a messenger RNA of Linepithema humile (Argentine ant), 2388 nucleotides long. Lineage: Eukaryota; Metazoa; Arthropoda; Insecta; Hymenoptera; Formicidae. The record is from RefSeq and is a predicted model, not a curated record.